AUGAUGAAGGCUAAAAAGAGGUUGCCUGGCUGCUAUUUCCAAAUUCACCCGCUGAUUCACUAUCUUGGAUUGGUUCAUAGGAGGGAUGAUGGGAUGUUUCUGAUAGGAUCGCUGGCUCGUUUUCUUCCUGGGCAAGAAGAGAGUCAAGUCGUCAUUAAUGAUGAUAAUCUUCUUCAGACCCUCACGUAA
Messenger RNA from Prunus armeniaca (apricot), 189 nucleotides. Lineage: Eukaryota; Viridiplantae; Streptophyta; Magnoliopsida; Rosales; Rosaceae. The record is from the annotation of a GenBank genome assembly.